Molecule: messenger RNA, 1082 nt
Organism: Cimex lectularius (bed bug)
Lineage: Eukaryota; Metazoa; Arthropoda; Insecta; Hemiptera; Cimicidae
Exons: 4
Coding region: 301-1080 (259 amino acids)
Source: RefSeq, a predicted model, not a curated record
GCAUGAUAUAAAUCACUAAUUUAUUUUGAAAGAUUUACUUGUUGACAGGCUUUGUUUUUAAGUUGUGCCCGUAUCGAUUCGAGGGUCGAAAUCAAUUUUGCAAAAUUACUUUACAGGAUUAGGCGAAGUAGAAGUUCGAAGGGAAAAAUUCAUGUAAUAUUCACGGCAACCUGCUCUAGAAAAAGGGAUCCCCGGUUGGAGGUUUAUUUAAGAAAAACACAUGAUUCCACAAACACAUGUUGCCUUUAUUUUUAAGUCCGAAAUUGUACGUGUUCAAAACCAGACGAUUUUUUAUGGAGUAUGGAGGCAAAGGAAAUAGUGACGACCCUCCUCGAACACAUAUUCGACGCCGCCUUUGACGCCUGCAAGCCGGUGGCCCCUAAGAAGAUGAUCGUACCAGUAAUUCAGGAUGGAGGGGGCGACAAACACGAGGAUAAAGACAAAUACGCCCAAGAAGAAAAUGAAAACCAAAUGCUGACUUCGUUAUCGACUUCGGACUUUUUCCCAGAGGAAAAUGUUUACACCGAUGCGUCCGAAGAACCGAUCUGUUACAGCGUGCUGUUUGACGACUGUUCCCUGGAGGAUCCGAGCGUCUGCCUCUACAAAUCCGACGAUUCGCUGCAGGAAAUAUCUUCGCCGCAAAUCCAAAGGUCGAGCAAAUUCGCCUUUUUCACGGACAAUAGGGCUGUGGAAAUGCUCGCAGACGACCCGCUGAUUCUGAACCAGGGUGACUUCGAAGUCAGGGAGGAAUUCGACGAUGAUAUUAACGAAGAGACGAGGAGGAGAGUGUACUGGUCCGGUCCUGGCCUUCUUCAAGAAAGACACGUCCGUUCACUUUUCCAGUCCCAGGCGAUUCCAGAGGGUGUAAGACCUACCCUUGCUUACGUCUCUUCAGAAGAAAUGAUGCCAGUAGAACACCCGACGACGAAGGCCGUCCUCAUGACCCCACCGCCGGCCAGAGGUAUUUCCUACCAAGCGAGAAAGUCCGAUUCAAAGAAAAUCAAGAAGCCUCUGGCCAAACGAUUUUUCUUCAGCAUCCUCAAAGCCGUCGGUAUUAAAAACAAUAAAGUAUCAGAAUGACA